CAAGUUGUUCCUUAUAUGGAAUAUAAGAUCUCUUUAAUUUUCCUAUAAAUAUUACAGCUAAUAGUUAAAUCGACUUCUACAGUUUAAUCAAAAUGUGCGGUAAAGCAUUUAUUCAAGUCUGGUUGCUUGUACAAGUUUUCACAAACGCGCAAUUUUUACCUGAGGAUGAAGUUGUGUUUCCCAAACGCCAUCAUAAUUCACGUUUAAAAAAUGACCUAGGCACGUCAAAUCAGCAUGGAAUUCAUGAAGAUUAUGUCACCUAUGAAAUUAAAUCAAAAAGAGACCAUCAUUUUUUGGAUUUAAAAAAGGCCGAAAAAAUACACCCAGGAUUUAUUUGGGUUCGUUCUAUUAAAGAUAAUAAAGAAGUUACAAAAAAGCAUUAUCCAGAGCAUUGUUAUUAUGAAGGAAGCGUUCGAGGAAUAAAAGAUUCAUAUGCUUUUAUCAGUACAUGUAGUGGUGGAUUAUCAGGAACAAUUGAUGAUGGAAAAACUCGGUAUGACAUAUCACCUAAGUUUGAUGGAAAUGGACAUAAUUUUCGCAAUGUUAACCAUCUUGCAGAGAUGAUUUUUAAUGAACCAAUUAAAUCUUCUGUUAAUGACAUAAAUAAGCAAAAAUUAAAGAAUGAGAAGACAAAAAAAAAAAGUAUUAGACCCUUAGAUGAUACUGUUGAACUAUUCAAUUUUGAACCCCAAUAUGAAGAAUACAUUGCCAGAGAAAAAACAUUAUAUGUUAAAAUGUUUGUUAGUUGUGAUAAAAAAAUGCUACCAAAAUAUAAAAACAAUCAAUCUUUAAUGAUUGAGCGCAUCCUCAAUGUGUAUGCUCAAGUUGAUAAGUCUUAUCAAGCCAUCAAUGUGCGUCUAGUAGUUGUUGCCAUUGAUUUCCUAAAAACGAAUUUUGCUGCAGACAGUUCAUCAAAUCAUCUAGAGAAAUUUAAGAACUAUAUUAACAAUGAAAUUAAAAAAAAAUCUUCUUACGAAGAAAAAAUUGAUUUUGAUAGUGCUGGGCUUUUAAUUCAUGAAGGGUGGAAGGAUGCUCGUGGCUUGGCCUAUAUAGGAGGAAUAUGCACAUCUGAUUCAGUAUACUUUGCUCAAUGGUACUACGAAAGCAUAAGCGAAACUACUAUUGUAGUUGGUCAUGAAUUAGGACAUUCUAUGGGAUUUAAUCAUGAUAGAGAACAUAAAUACUGUGAAUGUUUAACACCACGAGGAUGUUUUAUGGGAAACAAAGACACCAGAACAAGUAGGCCUGGUUUCUCGACCUGUAAUAUGGAAGAGUAUGUGAACAUGGAUCUGAAAAAUGGUUAUAGUUGUCUUAAAGAUGCCCCUACUUAUUCAAUGACAAAAGUAUGUGGCAAUGGAAUUCGAGAAGAAGGUGAAGAAUGUGAUUGUGGAACAGUAGAGAUGUGCGAAAGAAAUGGUGAUUUUUGUUGCGAGCCACGAAACUGUGUUUUAAAAGCCAGCGCACAAUGCAGUUAUUUAGAUAAUCCUGAUUGUUGUAAAUCAUCCUGUUUGUACAGAAAACAAGGAUAUUUAUGUAGGGAAGCAGCCAAUGAGUGUGAUUUGCCAGAGUACUGUGAAGGAGACAAAGCAACUUGUCCAAAAGAUAGGUACCUUCGCAAUGGAUAUUCUUGCAAAUCAACAAAGCUGGUUUGGAUAUUUGUCAGGAUAUAUUUGUUUGAAAAGCAAAAGAGAACACAGAAAACAAGUCAUGGGAUCUGUUUUUGCCAAAAGUUGGCACAAACAGCAACACAAAUACUUAAUGCAAAUGAACACCAUCUAGAUCAUAAUCACCAAGUUGAUAAAAGUAUGAAUGAUUUUCAUUUGUAUAUUGAAGUAUAA
Molecule: messenger RNA, 1838 nt
Organism: Hydra vulgaris (swiftwater hydra)
Lineage: Eukaryota; Metazoa; Cnidaria; Hydrozoa; Anthoathecata; Hydridae
Source: RefSeq, a predicted model, not a curated record